This is a messenger RNA of Physeter macrocephalus (sperm whale), 4484 nucleotides long. Its product is annotated as ras GTPase-activating-like protein IQGAP3. Lineage: Eukaryota; Metazoa; Chordata; Mammalia; Artiodactyla; Physeteridae. The record is from RefSeq and is a predicted model, not a curated record. Gene Ontology annotation, cellular component: cell cortex. The annotation marks the transcript as partial. The transcript has 25 exons. Gene Ontology annotation, biological process: mitotic actomyosin contractile ring assembly actin filament organization; regulation of GTPase activity. Gene Ontology annotation, molecular function: GTPase activator activity; actin filament binding; calmodulin binding.
CACCUGGCUGCCAGGUACUUUGAUACUCUGGUGAAGCUGCAACAGGUGCAUGGAAUGGCUGGGGCCUUCCUGAGCUGGAAUGAUCUUCAGGCCACCGUGAGUCAGGUCAACGCCCAGGUCCAGGAAGAGACCAAUCAGGUCCUUGCGGUCAGCCUUAUCAAUGAGGCUCUGGAGCAGAACAACCCUGAAAAGACCCUCUCCUCCCUUCUGCUUCCUGCGGCUGGCCUGGAUGACGUCAGCCUUCCUGUCGCCCCGCGGUACCAUCUCCUCCUUGUGGCGGCCAAAAAGCAGAAGGCGCAGGUGACAGGGGAUCCUGGAGCUGUGCUAUGGCUGGAAGAGAUCCGCCAGGAAGUGGUUAGAGCCAACCAGGACACAAACACAGCUCAGAGGAUGGCUCUUGGUGUGGCCGCCAUCAAUCAGGCCAUCAAGGAGGGCAAGGCAGCCCAGACAGAACGGGUGUUAAGGAACCCCUCCGUGGGCCUCCGAGGGGUGGUUCCUGACUGUGCUGACGGCUACCAGCAAGUCCUGGAAGAUGCCAUGGCAAAGAAGCGGCGCCCAGGGGAUACAGCGCUCUGGGUUCAACAUGACAUGAAGGAUGGUACCGCCUACUACUUCCAUCUGCAGACCUUCCAGGGGACCUGGGAGCGACCCCCCGGCUGCCGCCUCAACACCUCCCACCUGACUCGGGAGGAGAUCCAGUUGGCCGUCACCAAGAUCACUGCUGCCCACGACCGCCAACAGCUCUGGAAGGCCAAUGUGGGCUUCAUUAUCCGGCUCCAGGCCCGCCUCCGCGGCUUCCUGGUUCGGCAGAAGUUUGCUGAACGUUCCCACUUUCUGAGGACCUGGCUCCCAGCAAUCAUCAAAAUCCAGGCUCAUUGGCGGGGUUACAGACAGCGGAAGAUUUACCUGGAACGGUUGCAGUAUUUAAAAGCAAACACGAAUGCUGUAAUCAAGAUCCAGGCUUGGGCCCGGAUGUGGGCAGCUCGGAGGCGAUACCGGAGGCGUCUGGGCUACUUCCAGAAGAAUGUUAACUCCAUCGUGAAGAUCCAGGCAUUUUUCCGAGCCAGGAAAGCCCAGGAUGACUACAGGAUGUUAGUCCACGCGCCCCAUCCCCCUCUCAGCGUGGUACGCAGAUUUGCCCACCUCUUAAAUCAAAGCCACCAGGACUUCUUGGCUGAGGCAGAGCUGCUGAAGCUCCAGGAAGAGGUGGUCAGGAAGAUCCGGUCCAAUCAACAGCUGGAGCAGGACCUCAAUCUCAUGGACAUCAAGAUUGGCCUGCUGGUGAAGAAUCGGAUCACCCUGCAGGAAGUGGUCUCCCACUGCAAGAAGCUGACCAAGAAGAAUAAGGAACAGCUGUCAGAUAUGAUGGUUCUGGACAAGCAGAAGGGAUUAAAGUCGCUGAGCAAAGAGAAACGGCAGAAACUAGAAGCUUACCAACACCUCUUCUACCUGCUCCAGACUCAACCCAUCUACCUGGCCAAGCUGAUCUUUCAGAUGCCGCAGAACAAAACCACCAAGUUCAUGGAAUCAGUGAUUUUCAGUCUAUACAACUAUGCCUCCAACCGCCGAGAGGCCUAUCUCCUGCUCCAGCUGUUCAAGACAGCACUCCAGGAGGAAAUCAAGUCGAAGGUGGAGCAGCCCCAGGACAUGGUGACAGGCAACCCAACGGUGGUGAGGCUGGUGGUGAGAUUCUAUCGUAACGGGCGGGGGCAGAGUGCCCUGCAGGAGAUCCUGGGCAAGGUGAUCCAGGAUGUGCUGGAGGACAAGAUGCUCAGCAUCCACACAGACCCUGUCCACCUCUACAAGAGCUGGAUCAACCAGACCGAGGCCCAGACAGGGCAGCGCAGCCACCUCCCCUAUGACAUCACCCCAGAGCAGGCCUUGAGCCACCCCGAGGUCCAGAGACGACUGGACAUCUCCCUCCGCAACCUCCUUGCCAUGACCGAUAAGUUCCUUGCAGCCAUCAUCUCAUCUGCGGACCAAAUUCCGUAUGGGAUGCGAUAUGUGGCCAAGGUCCUGAAGACAACUCUGGCAGAGAAGUUCCCCGAGGCCACAGAGAAUGAGGUCUAUAAGGUCGUAGGGAACCUCCUGUACUACCGCUUCCUGAACCCGGCUGUAGUGGCCCCCGACGCCUUCGACAUUGUGGCAAUGGCAGCAGGCGGCGCCCUGGCCACCCCCCAGCGCCACGCCCUGGGGGCUGUGGCUCAACUCCUGCAGCAUGCUGCAGCUGGCAAGGCCUUCUCCAGGGAGAGCCAGCACCUGCGGGUCUUGAAUGACUAUCUGGAGGAGACACACCUCAAGUUCAGGAGGUUCAUCUGCCGAGCCUGCCACGUGCCAGAGCCAGAAGAGCGCUUUGCGAUGGAUGAGUACUCAGACAUGGUGGCUGUGGCCAAACCUGUGGUGUACAUCACCGUGGGGGAGCUGGUCAACACGCACAGGCUGUUGCUAGAACACCAGGACUGGAUCGCCCCUGAUCACCGUGACCCCCUGCACGAGCUCCUGGAGGACCUUGGGGAGCUGCCCACCGUCCCUGACCUCAUCGGGGAGAACGUAGCUGCGGAUGGGAACGUGGAUCUGAGCAAGCUAGAAGUGUCCCUGACACUGACCAACAAGUUUGAAGGGCUAGAGACAGAUGCUGAUGACACCAAUGCCCGGAGCCUGCUUCUGAGCACCAAGCAGAUGCUGGCUGACAUCAUGCAGUUCCACUCUGGGGAUUCCCUCAAGGAGAUCCUGUCCCUCUCGGCCUCCAGAGAGCAGGAAGCAGCCCACAAGCGGCUGAUGUGCCGACGCCAGGCCUGUGAAGCCCAGACCCCAGAGUCGCUGCGACGACACCGCUCGCUGACAGCUCACUCCCUCCUGCCGCUGGCAGAGAAGCAACGGCGUGUCCUGCGGAACCUGCGCCGGCUCGAGGGCCUGGCUUUGGUCAGCGCCAGCAACGGCUACCAGGGGCUGGUAGACGAACUGGCCAAGGACAUCCGCAACCAACGCAGGCACCGGCAGCGGCGGAAGGCAGAGCUGGUGAAGCUCCAGGCCACGUUCCAGGCCCUGAGCACUAAGACCACCUUUUAUGAGGAGCAGGGUGACUACUACAGCCAGUACAUCCGGGCCUGCCUGGACCACCUGGCCCCCAGCUCCAAGAGUUCUGGCAAAGGGAAGAAGCAGCCAUCUCUCCAUUACACUGCUGCCCAGCUCCUGGAGAAGGGUGUCUUGGUGGAAAUUGAAGAUCUUCCCACCUCUCACUUCAGAAAUGUGAUCUUUGACAUCACCCCUGGAGAUGAGGCAGGAAAGUUCGAAGUAAAUGCCAAGUUCCUGGGUGUGGACAUGGAGCGAUUUCAGCUUCACUAUCAGGACCUCCUGCAGCUCCAGUACGAGGGUGUGGCUGUCAUGAAACUCUUCAACAAGGCCAAGGUCAACGUCAACCUUCUCAUCUUCCUCCUCAACAAGAAAUUCUUGCGGAAGUGACAGAGGCAGUGGGUGCUACCCAAGCCUUUCUUACCUCGCUGGAUGCUUUUCUUAACACUAAUGCACUAUUCCACUUCCCUGCAGACACCCAGAGCUCAGGACUGGGCAGGGCUCAAGGAGUCUCACCCUUUCCCCAGCUGAGAGGAGUUUGUCUACCUGGCCACAGGCAGGGACUCUAAUUGGCUCAAGCGAGCCCUGUCUCUGAGUCUGGCUGUGUGGCUUUGAAGUCCCAGAACCCCAUGGUUCUCCAGCCAGAUGGUAGGGGCCUGCCCUUUGACCUGAGAAAGCUAUUGCUCUUGUGUCUGCUGCUGCCCUCCCAAUACCGUGAGCGCUGCCCCAGCGGCCUGAUUUCCUGCUGCCUCCCUUCUCUUCACAGACCCCAAAGCCAGGGCUAGGCUCCCUGUCCCCACUCCCACUUCAUCAGCAGUGUGUGUUCCUGCCCUGCUGAAGCCCAGGCCACUCUGCUGCUGUGACGCCUCACACCCUCCAGCCCGUCACCCUCACUCCGGGUGGACAGCGCUCGUGAAUGCCCACGUGGCAUUGUGACACGGUUGCCGUCCAAGGCGGCCUAGGCAAGAUGACCCUCCGUUAACCUCAAAUCUCAUUCCCUCGUUUACAGUCUGUUUUACAUGUGGGUCACUAGGGUAUUUAUUCUCUCCUACCCCUAUACUCUGUGCAGCCUUAAUCAUGGCUUUCUUUCUUUUUGAGCUCAGAGAAAGAGUUCCCAUUUCCCUGUUCAAACUAAUAUUCGUGCCAAUCUUUUAUACCUUUUAUAUAAAGUCACCUUGGAUCACUCAUGUUUAAGGUCUCAUUACUUCAGCUUCAUACGGUACAAAGAGCAGGCUUCCCCUUUUCUCUCUCACCCUCAGGAUUCUUGCACCUUAGAGCUGACCCUUCCAGGCAGUUUCCAUAGAUCUGCCGUCUUGUCUCUGCCACUGUCUCUCUCUUGUACCCACAUCUACCCAGCUUCCUGUCCCUGUGGCCCUUCUGAUUUCAUUUUAAUAAAAGCAGCUGUUACCCCC